This is a messenger RNA of Suillus discolor, 834 nucleotides long. RefSeq lists its product as uncharacterized. Bases 1 to 834 code for a protein of 277 amino acids. The transcript is spliced from 9 exons. The record is from RefSeq and is a predicted model, not a curated record. NCBI's taxonomy places the organism in Eukaryota, Fungi, Basidiomycota, Agaricomycetes, Boletales, Suillaceae.
AUGAGGCCUGACUGUAUGGUCACGUAUACUGUUGCGAUGUUGGAAACACUCAACAGUCGCCGAAAUCACUGCCUCGAGAUCGUGAUUGGCAUGAUCACAAUGUUCCUCAAGGCAAGACCAUUGGUCGAGGGGCUUGAUGUGCCAGCCCUUCCCUCCGAUUUCCUCUUGGGGCUUCAGGCCAGGGGAGGUUCCUUUUGGGCAGUGCUAGUAGUAGCCUAUCGUAUGGCAAUACUCAUCAGCGGACCCGCGAAGAAUUUCGCAUCCUAUGCAUUCCUCACUACACUUUCCCGCAGUGCAGGAGGCGCUGCAGCGCUCCAUACUUCGGUCAGGACAUACCCGCUACUUGAAGCGCUGGAUAUACUGUCUUUCGUUGUUCCUUUUCCACUGGAAAAUACAAUAAUUCGUCUGCCCAUGAGUGCGGAGAAUGGCGGUGUUGCUGUCAGUCGCUGGCAACGCCUCGUCCGCUACAACCCCAUUUGCGUAUGUCAGGCGACUCGCCUGGAAAGCUGGAGAAAGUCCAUGGCAGUCCAUGAACUGGAGGACCUUCAUCUAACUCAUAUGGCCACUGGAUGCGCCGAUUCCAGACGAGCCGCAAAGGGGCACGGAUGGCCUGUGCUAGAUUGGUGGUGGAUCACUACUUCAAAUUUUGCGCGCCUCGUUGUUGUUGAGGCUCUGACAAUAGAGGAAUGCACCUGGCAUAAAAGAACUGCCUUGAACUGGGAUGUGAAUGUGACGGAGGCAUUAGAAGGGAGAGCAUUCGACUCUGCGAAACCGACAGUAGUGGUGGACGAGAUAGUAGUGAUGGAACCAUACGAUGCAAAGACUCGCACUUGA